Messenger RNA from Ipomoea triloba (trilobed morning glory), 2055 nucleotides. Its product is annotated as RNA-binding protein 24-B-like. The transcript has 6 exons. Gene Ontology annotation, molecular function: RNA binding. NCBI's taxonomy places the organism in Eukaryota, Viridiplantae, Streptophyta, Magnoliopsida, Solanales, Convolvulaceae. Bases 274 to 1104 code for a protein of 276 amino acids. The record is from RefSeq and is a predicted model, not a curated record.
UCCUGUUUUUCUCUCUCACUCUCUCUCUCUCUCUUCAACCUGCUUUGUCCCCCCCUCCAUCUCUCUUCAAAAAAAUCCCUAAUUUUACUUCUCAAUCCCAUUAUAUUCAUCCUCAUCCACAGGUAAGUUUAUACAGAUCUGCAGAAAGAGCAAAGCAGCUCAAAUAUAUAUUUACAUACAGAAAGCUGUGCUUAACAAAUUGGUGCCUUGGGGCCAUCUAUAUAUAUAUAGAGACAGAAGAUCUUGAUCAGAGAAGAAAAGACAGCCGAGAAGAUGAGCAACAACAUGAAUGGGCAGCAGUUCGGAGACACGACAUAUACCAAGGUUUUUGUCGGCGGUCUGGCAUGGGAGACUCAGAAAGAAACCAUGGAGAAAUACUUUGAACAGUUCGGUGAAAUCUUGGAGGCUGUUGUCAUCUCCGAUAAGGCCACAGGCAGAUCAAAAGGCUAUGGCUUUGUAACUUUUCGUGAGGCAGAAGCAGCCAUGAGAGCGUGUGUUGAUGCUGCACCAGUGAUUGAUGGGAGAAGGGCCAACUGCAAUCUUGCUUCUUUGGGUGUUCAAAGAUCCAAGCCUUCUACCCCUAAACAUGCAGGAGGGGGAGGAGGAGUGAGAAAUUUUAGGGCAAUGAGUGGGUUUCAAGGAGGGUUUGGAGCAACAGCUACAGCCUUUCCUUCUGCAACAACCUUCCCUCAUCAUUAUGCCAUCCAACAAGGCCUACCUUAUAAUCUUUAUGGGUACUCUUCAUAUUCUCCAGAAUUUUCCUACCCCACGGGGUACUAUGGUAUGUAUGGAGGCGCGACGGCGGCGCAGUAUGCUGCAAUGUAUGGUAGUGGGACCAACGGGAUGUUAUCCGCCGCGGCAGCGGCAGCCGCCUUCUACCCUUACUUGAAUUUUGGCGAAGGAAGUGGCGGAGCCACCACCACCGGCGGCUACACGGCCAGCCAGGCCGCCUACGGGGUCCAAUACCCCCAUCACUUGCUUCAGUACUCCGCCGCCAUUAACACCACCGCCGGGUUCCCGGCGCAACACUACGCCACCCCCAUUUCUCUGGCGGCGCACACAACUCCGGUGCAAUCAGUUUGUUUUGCUGUGCCGCAGGCGUGACCGUGGCGGCGGCGGCGGCGCGUGCACCCAUUCCUCACCGUUGAAAAGAUCUAUGCCUACCUGCCCUAAACAAGAAUGAUCAAAAGAGAGAUUCAAUUCAACCACUUUUGGCCUGACCAUGGUUCUCAUCCUCCUCCUCCUCCUCACCGGAGCGAGUCCCUGAGUCCCGGAUAUGGCAUCCGGUAUCUCCACCACUCGAGCCCCGUGUAGGGGCUCCCUCCCCGAAUUCGGAGCAAAGUAAAAAACCUCUCCGUCUUCGUCUUCGUCUUCAUCUUUCUCUUGACAGGAAAGGUUCUCUCAAGAGAAAACAGAAGCUGCUAGAAGCAUAUAUAUGCAUUUUUUGCAUUUACAAUCAUCACCCAACCAAGCUGUCUCAUACGAUGAAGCUGCGUUGGUCGCAUGUUUUCCUUUGAAACCUUAGCCUCGGAAAGGCUAAGGAAAUGUAACCAUUUAGGGAAUUUAACCCUUUUUGUGGAUCAUAACUUAGCUUUAGACAAAAACCCUGCACUUUUCAAAUGAUGAUCUUCAAAAUACUAGCUCAUAAUCAAGUAAUCAUGCAGGUGUAGAUGAAAUUAGGAUUUUGUUAUCUGUCUUGACAAGUGAGAUAUCCCGUCUAACAUGACAGAACAAGUAAGACAUCCCGUCUAACGUGACAGAACAGGUAAGACAUCCUGUCUAACGUGAUAGAUCGAGAGGAAAAACAUAAGUAAAUAAUCUCGAUCUCCAACAUGUUCAAGUCUAUUUUAGUAAUGUGGUCUUGGAAUCGUAAAAAAAAAAAAAGAAAAAAAAAAGGUAUGUUUAGCCAUCUCUCUUUAGGGUUAGAGCCAUGGCUUUAAUGAUGUUUUUUUUUUGUUCUUUUUACUACUGUUGUAUGUAUAUUUGGGGACUAAAUCUUGGGAGUUUUAGUCCCCUAAUUACUAAAGAGCUAAUAAUAUAAUUUCUUGAUCUGAA